Messenger RNA from Lucilia sericata (common green bottle fly), 2156 nucleotides. RefSeq lists its product as uncharacterized. The transcript has 2 exons. The record is from RefSeq and is a predicted model, not a curated record. NCBI's taxonomy places the organism in Eukaryota, Metazoa, Arthropoda, Insecta, Diptera, Calliphoridae. Bases 271 to 1803 code for a protein of 510 amino acids.
AUGUUUAUUAAAAAAAAUAAAAGAAAAUUCUAAGGAAAAUCCACAUAUGUACAAUAUAAAAGUGAAGAAAAACGACAUACAUACAUAAGAUAACAAGUAAAACAACAGAAGGAAAAAAGAAAAAGGCUUUUCUAUAACAAUGAACAUUUUAUUCGUGUAGAAGAGUACGCAUAACAUUAGAACAGCCCGUAUUGAAGAAAAUAUUUUAAUUAGAGUAGAUUUUUUCACAAAUUGUAUACGUUUUACCAAAAAUUAAUACCAGAUAAAGAAAUGGCACAACAAGAUGUUGUUAAUGAGAUUAAGCAAAAUGUACAAGAAAAAUUUGCUGAACUAAAAUCGGCUGUAAUGAUGCGUGAAAAAUUGUUGCUACGACAACUCGAAGUGAUAAAUACAACCAGAAAACAACAAUUGCAGUCCGGAAAACGAGAGAAGGAUAUUGAUUCUAACAUAGAAUUCCUAUGUGACAAUGAACACGAGCUGCUGGCAGCCAUUCGCAACUUUGGACGCUAUCAGUUGACCAACUUGAACUUGGCCCUGCAGGAUGUUUACUUGAAAAACGAAGACUACAUUAAACCCUCCGAUGAUCAUGAGACCAUGUUCAAAGGUCUAAAUCAAAGUGGUGAAGAGGGGGAAUUAGGUAUAGAAGAUGAGGAGAGCAGAGAGAGUAUUGUGGUAGAUUUUUCUCGCCACAAAAGUCUUAUGGAACACAAUGCCAAGCUUAUGAAUGAAAGCAUUAUAAAUAUAACAUUGAAAGAGGCCAAAGAACUGAUAAAACAGGCUAAACUUAAAAGAGAACAACCAGUACCCCCUCUAAAUUUGGAAGAAUUAGACGAUGAAGUUGAAUCUUCUAUUGCCGACGUGGUAUCCAGUCUCGAACAAGGUUCUUUGGAGCAGCACUCGGAAUUGUUGUCGAACAACAAAUAUUCUCAAACUCAACAGCAAUCAACAAAACAAAAAAGAUUUAAACCAAAAAUUACCAUUAAUAAUUGCAAUGGCACUAUUAAUUUAAGGAAUAUAGCCUCUUUAACUAUAAACUGCACAACAGAGGACAAUGUCCAGGCGCAAAUACCGGUACGCUAUCCAAAUCAAGAGGAUGAAGAAGAGGAAGAAGCCUCAUCAUCUACUAACAAGGCUAAAUCUAAGUCCUCACAAAAAUCAAAGACUUUGAUGGAAUCCCUGGUCUCUUCUAGUUCCAAUACUGAAUGCACUUCACCCUCAUCCACCAGUAACAGUAACACACCCAACAGUUUAUCCAACUAUUCCAGCAACAAUAGUUCACGUUCUCAAUCUACCAAAAAGCCGAAAUCCAAAAAAUCUCACGUAAAGCCCGAAAAAUCUCACAACAUGGAAAAUAAACCACUUAGAAAUCCCAAUAAUCCAGAAUCUCAAGACAACGUAGUCGAAUCUUCCUCUUCGUCGAUGGCCAAUGAAGUGACUUGUGACUUUUACAAUCGUCUUUUGAAUGAAAUUAAAAAAUCGAUUAAUCAACAGCAAAGAGUUCGCUCAAAAUGUACUUCAAGCUCAGUCCAUUCACAAGCUACACAACAAAAUGCAGACUCUUCUACCAGUUUUAAUGAGUACUUGGGAGAAGAUCCACAAGGCAGACGUUUGGUUUUGAAAAAUUUCGAAAAUCUUAAAAUCAUUUUAGAAGCACACAGCAGUGGCGAUGAGGAAUCAUUUCAUCCUGUGCAAAUCGAACAAUGGCUGGCAGAGAUUAUAUCAGAUACCGAUUUGGAACCCAUGCAGAAUACCGACAUUUUAGAACAUUCCAAAAUCUACAAUGAAGAAACACAAGAAACUUAAAUACUCUUCGCAUACAGCAGCACGCAACAAAGUAUUUCCCCUUUUUUAAAAUUUUAUUUAUAUUUUGUACUUAAGUUUUAAGAAUUACUAAUAAUUUAAGACUGUCCAUUGAAAGUUCAUUUAGAUGUGUGUUUAAAUUGAAUUUAAUUUUAUUAUCUCAGUAUUUGCAUUUUCGAAUAUAAUCGAAUUCGAACGUAAAACGUGUUCUAUUUUAUAUUAAUGUCUCAUUUAAAAUUCCAUUUUAUUGUUUAUUUUAACAAUUUAAUUAAUUCUCCUUGCUUUUUUACAUGAAAACGAUUCCUUAAAUAAAGCAUCACAUUUCAGAAUUUUAUGUAAAAAACAUACUUUAUUUU